This is a messenger RNA of Prunus dulcis (almond), 1407 nucleotides long. Its product is annotated as U1 small nuclear ribonucleoprotein A. Gene Ontology annotation, molecular function: mRNA binding. The record is from RefSeq and is a predicted model, not a curated record. The coding region runs from base 170 to 1156 and encodes 328 amino acids. NCBI's taxonomy places the organism in Eukaryota, Viridiplantae, Streptophyta, Magnoliopsida, Rosales, Rosaceae. The transcript has 10 exons.
AUGGGAUUUUGAAACAAAAAGAAAGGUAGGAUUUUGAUAAAAUAAAAUAAAAUACACGCAGCUCCAACUUUCCCGGCCCAGCCCAUCUGUGGCACUGCGGCACUGCUGAUGCAAAUAUCAUAAAACAAAAAACCCGAAACCCAGAAUUAUCUUCUUCUAGGGCUCCAAAAUGGACGACAUGGCUGCAUAUUACCCGCCACCGCCUCCACCACCAGGCUCCGUCCACUACCCAUACUACCAACAACCGCCACCACCGCAACCGCCUCCGUCGGUGGCGCCACCGUUACAGCACCACCUGGUUCAGCCCUACUUCCCUCAACACCCACCGCCUUUCUCUUCCUACGCGCCCGCUCUCGUCCCCCAACCCUCACACGACGAGGUCCGGACCCUAUUUGUCGCGGGUCUUCCCGAAGAUGUCAAGCCCCGAGAAAUCUACAACCUCUUUCGCGAGUUUCCGGGUUACGAGUCCUCCCACCUCCGGACCCCAACCGAGAAGUCUCAGCCUUUUGCUUUUGCGGUGUUCUUGGAUCAGCAGUCUGCGAUCGGGGCAAUGCAUGCUCUGAAUGGGAUGGUGUUUGAUCUUGAGAAAGGGUCAACAUUAUAUAUUGAUUUAGCAAAAUCUAAUUCUAGGUCAAAACGCUCAAGAACAGAUGAUGAAAGAUCUGGCUCAGAUAAGAAAGCUAGAGGUUCAUCGUAUUCAAGGGGCGUUCCUGAUUCUGGUGUUGGCAGCAUUCACAUGCCUGGAAUGGGUAAUUCUGCUUACAACAUCAUUGGUUAUCCAUCUGCACCAAGUCAUGGAAACUUCAAUGGCAUACCUGUACAUGAGACAAUAGCCGGAAACGUGAAUAAUUCUGCAGCACAACAUUUUCCACAAAAUAAUACUCCAUGCCCAACUAUUUUCGUGGCUAACUUGGGGCCAACUUGUACGGAGCAAGAGCUGAUUCAAGUAUUUUCAAGGUGCCCUGGGUUCAUAAAAUUGAAGAUGCAGAGCACAUAUGGAGCUCCAGUUGCAUUUGUUGAUUUUCAGGAUACUGCCUGCUCAACUGGAGCGCUGAGUCAUCUGCAAGGCACAAUUCUCUACUCGUCAACAACGGGCGAAGGCAUGAGAUUGGAGUAUGCCAAAUCACGAAUGGGAAUGCGGAAGAAGCCAAAGUAAUGUGAAGAAAAUAACAAGAUGUAUGCGUUUUGCUCGUUUCCAUGCCCACACAAGCGGAUCCACAUCUUACAUUAAGCUUGUACGAAGAAUAGGUAGACUUUAGUAUCAGGGUUAACUGUUAUGAUGAUUUAUUUUCAUUUUCUCAAUAAUGGAAAUGUUUUUUUGUUUCCAUUCCCAUUGUGAAUUCGUGAUGCUAUGGUUUUAUAUCUUUAAAUUCAGAAUGGAAAGCGAUCCCUGUAUUUUUGUGGUGA